UGUCUUUCUAAACCCAAUACUUUCUCUCUCUUCAUUUAUAGACCCCAAACUUCUCUCUUCACUUAUAUACCAUGGCUGCCUGCUAUCGUUUUCCCCAUUGCCCCUCUCUCUCUCCUUCAGUGGAGUUAAACCAUUACGUCUCUUGAUUUAUCUCUUCACACUGGAUUUGCAGACCACUCAUUUACAUUUCGCAGCAUUUUAAACAGAACAAGAAUCACUUAUUCACCAUUGAACCUGUGAUUUUUGGGAUUUAUAAGCAAUCCAACCCAGGAUGAGUUUGAUUUCAAGAUUUGGGUGUCAAUUCUCAAAUCGGUUUUGCAGGAAUGCUGGUAAGUUCACUCCCAUGACUUCAAAGUGGGUAAGGUCUGAUCAGGUCAUGCAUUAUAGCAGUGCUCCAUUAAAGGAAGAGAAAGACGAAGAAGAGGUGAUAAUAGCCCAGAGACGACUCCCAGCUGAUUAUGAUCCAGAAAAUUUUGACCCCACCGAGCAUAGAGGCCCACCCACUGAUCAGGUCAUGCAUUAUAGCAGUGCUCCAUUAAAGGAAGAGGAAGACGAAGAAGAGGUGAUAAUAGCCCAGAGACAACUCCCAGCUGAUUAUGAUCCAGAAAAUUUUGACCCCACCGAGCAUAGAGGCCCACCCACUGAUAGGGUUUUUAGGCUCGUUGAUGAAAUAUCUGGUCUCACAUUGUUUGAGGUUUCAGAGCUCUCUGAAAUCAUGAUGAAAAAGCUUGGAAUGAAAGAGAUUUUAGGCUCGUUGAUGAAAUAUCUGGUCUCACAUUGCUUGAGGUUUCAGAGCUCUCUGAAUCAUGAUGAAAAAGCUUCGAAUGACAGAGAUGCCAGUUAUUGGCAUGAUGAAAGCUGGAAUGGGUCUUCCUGCUAUGCCUGAUAUGGGUUCAGGGAGUGCAGCCAAGGAAGAGGGGAAGAAGCCAGAAAAAACUGUUUUUGAAUUGAGGCUUAAGAGCUAUGAAGCUGCCUCGAAGAUCAAGGUCAUCAGAGAAGUUAGGUCAUUUACUGAUUUGGGCCUUAAAGAAGCUAAGCAUUUGGUAGCGAAAAUCCCUUUUGUUAUCAAAAGAGGGGUUUCCAAGGAAGAGGCCGAACAGAUUAUCGAGAAAUUGAAGGAUUGUGGUGCAAAAGUUGUCAUCGAAUAAAUUACAUGGGUGCUGUUUCUAUGUUUUCUCUGUAUUUUUUGUUCUCUGCCCUAGUCUCAGUUGGUGAUGGUGUCUAUGUGAAGAGGAAAGAGAAUGCAAGCUCUAAUGGUGAGGAUCCGAAGAGAGAGCAGUAGGAGAGAGAAUGAGGGGAGAGAGAUGGGAAACAUGAAGAGAGAGAGCAGUGGGAGAGAGA
Amborella trichopoda is the source of this 1341-nucleotide messenger RNA. NCBI's taxonomy places the organism in Eukaryota, Viridiplantae, Streptophyta, Magnoliopsida, Amborellales, Amborellaceae. The record is from RefSeq and is a predicted model, not a curated record.